Brenthis ino (lesser marbled fritillary) is the source of this 1287-nucleotide messenger RNA. Lineage: Eukaryota; Metazoa; Arthropoda; Insecta; Lepidoptera; Nymphalidae. The record is from the annotation of a GenBank genome assembly.
AUGAGUGAUCCUGUGAAACCAUCCUUAAAUCAUGUUAGCUAUGGAGGUCGAUUUGAUAUUGCAGAAGAAGAUAGCACUUCUAAGCAAUGGAGAAAACAAAGUGAUAAUAAUGAAAAGAAACAUGAAGACAUUCCAACAAAUUUUCGGAUAUGGGAGACAGUUGGAAAGAAUAAUAAUUUAGAUAAAGAUUGUUUUAAAUUUAAAGUGAUGUCUUACAAUGUCCUGGCUCAAUAUCUGUUAGAGUGCCACCCCUACCUCUACACAGAAUGUUCUCCAAGUAAUCUGAAGUGGAAUGUAAGGGCUGCAAAACUAUAUGAUGAAAUAUUGGGGCUGUCACCAGAUAUUUUAUGUCUUCAAGAAGUUCAAGUGUCUCACCUCAGCAGUUUCUAUAAUAAAUUCGAGCAGAUGGGUUAUUUUGGUAUAUUCAAACAAAAAACUGGCAACAGACAAGAUGGUUGCGCUAUUUACUUCAAAAAAUCAUUAUUUGAUAUGCAAGAUCAUAUUAGUGUAGAGUUCUACCAGCCUGAACUACCCAUAUUGAACCGUGACAACAUCGGUCUCAUGGUCAAAAUAGCGCCAAAAGGAUCUCCGAACACUCCAUUAGUAGUCGCUACAACCCAUCUCUUGUACAAUCCUAAGCGAACUGAUGUCAGAUUAGCCCAGCUACAAGUACUUUUGGCAGAAAUCGAUAGAUUCGCUUUUAGUCAUAAUGGUAAAGAACCCAGCCACCUACCAAUAAUAUUGACAGGCGACUUCAACUCGACGCCCGAUAGCGCCGUCAUACAGUUAUUAGACAGAGGUCACGUUAGCGCAAGCCCCUUUAGAGAUAAUUCAGAUUGGAAAAAGAUUGGUGUGACAGACAACUGUCAACAUCUAUCUGUAUAUUUGAAUAGGCAAAAAGGCGUCUCCACCGAUUUCAGUAUGAUUAAGUUAUAUAAUUCGGAUUACAUGGAGGACCCCGCAGAGGGCGACAAGACUUCUGUGAGAGAAUUCAGUGAGCUGUUUAACACCGGCGAUAUCGGACAUUCCCUCAAGCUCGCCUCAGUGUAUCGUAAAGCGAAGAAGUGCGGUCACCUCGAAGCAACAACUUACCAAGAUUAUUGGGUUACCGUUGAUUAUAUUUAUUUUAGUAUCUGCAACUCAUUGAAGCUAGUAGAGCGACUGCGUUUGCCGACGGCGAGUGAGUGUGCAGUACUCGGCAUAUUGCCUAACGACCGCUACGGCUCCGACCACCUCGCCUUAGCUGCUACCUUCCAACUGCAAACUAGACCGACGAUUUCUCUAUUG